This is a messenger RNA of Ictalurus furcatus (blue catfish), 2642 nucleotides long. Its product is annotated as ADP/ATP translocase 1-like. The coding region runs from base 95 to 991 and encodes 298 amino acids. Gene Ontology annotation, biological process: mitochondrial ATP transmembrane transport; mitochondrial ADP transmembrane transport. The transcript has 4 exons. Lineage: Eukaryota; Metazoa; Chordata; Actinopteri; Siluriformes; Ictaluridae. Gene Ontology annotation, molecular function: ATP:ADP antiporter activity. Gene Ontology annotation, cellular component: mitochondrial inner membrane. The record is from RefSeq and is a predicted model, not a curated record.
GGCACCCGACAUUACAUCACCGUUUCCAGGUGAUCACACUGACGUCUGCCAGCUGACUGCGACCACAUCUGCUGCAGUAGCUGAAGGCAAGAAGAUGAGCGAGUCCGUAGUCACCUUCGCCAAGGACUUCCUGGUUGUUUGCACCGCGGCCGCGGUAUCAGAAACCGCCGUGGCUCCGCUCGAGAGAGUCAAGCUGCUCCUUCAGGUACAACAUGCAAGCAAGCACAUUGUGGCAGAGAAGCGCUACAAGGGCUUAAUCGACUGCAUUAUUCGCAUCCCCAAAGAGCAGGGUGUCCUCUCAUACUGGAGAGGCAACCUGGCCAACGUGAUCCGAUACAUCCCGACGCAGGCCCUCAACUUCACCUUCAAGGAUAGGUACAAGAAGUUAUUCCUGGACGGUGUAGACCAGAGCACACAGUUCUGGCGCUACUUUGCUGGUAACCUGGCAUCAGGGGGCGCCGCAGGGGCCACAUCUCUCUGUUUUGUCUACCCACUAGAUUUUGCUCGCACUCGUCUGGCAGCAGACAUCGGCAAGGCGAGAGCGCAGAGGGAAUUCACCGGGCUGGGUGACUGUUUGGGGAAAAUAUUCAAAGCCGACGGACCAAGAGGUCUUUACAGUGGUUUCAGUGUGUCUGUGCAGGGCAUCAUCAUCUACAGGGCUGCCUACUUUGGCAUCUACGACACAGUCAAGAGUACGUUGCCAGAUCCAGAUAAUAUCCACUUUCUAAUGACCUGGAUGAUUGCACAGAGCGUGACUACACUUUCCGGAUUCAUCUCCUACCCGUUCGAUACAGUGCGUCGUCGCAUGAUGAUGCAGUCAGGACUUAAAAGUGCCGACAUCAUCUACACUGGCACAGUGGACUGCUGGAAGAAGAUUGCUCGUGAUGAAGGGCUCCAGGCUUUCUACAAGGGAACUUGGUCAAAUAUUCUUAGAAGCAUAGGAGGUGCCCUGGUGCUAGUGUUUUACGAUGAGAUAAAGAAAGUCAUCUGAAUGUCCAACUUUACUUAGACAAACUCACGGAACGUUGGACAACAACAGGACGGAGACAGUGCAAUCAAGUAAAAGGCAAAGUCAACUUAAUCGUUAUUAUAUUAUACAUAUUGCACGAUGAAAUGAAGUUCAGUGCUACCUCACACAGAAUGGUGCUUCAGUGUGUGUGUGUGGGCGUGUAUAUCUGUGUCUGUGUGUGUUAUUAGGGAAAACAGUAUCACGAUUGCAUAUUUGUUGCUCAUCAGGGGAUUUGAGUCAGUUCAGUGAGGAAAAAUGGCCUCUUAUUGUCAUCAUGUGUGUACUCCAAGCAAUUCGGUAUCACCACAUCUUUCCAACUUUAUAACAGCUCAGCAUGAAUGUAAAUCCAAAGAAGUGAAAAAUCAAAUGGACAGUUUUCCACUUACCUCAGAUAUAGUUGAUCAGACAUGUUUUGUGUCUACAGUGCCCUCCACUAAUAUUGGCACCCUUGGUAAAUAUGAGCAAAGAAAGCUGUGAAACAAUCAUCUUUAUUGUUUAACCUUUUAAUCUUUUUGUUACAAACAAAUCACAAAAAUACUCUGCUGUCAUGGAUAUCAAACAAUUACAAACACAACACAGGUUUACUUUGGCAGCAAGUAAACAGUCAGUUCUUGAAGUUGAUGUGUUGGAAGCAGGAAAAAUGGGCACGUGUAAGGGUCUGAGCGACUUUGACAAGAGCCAAAUUGUGAUUGCUAGAUGACAGGGUCAGAGCAUUUCUAAAACAGCAGGUCUUGUGCAGGUCUCACAACUUACAGGAUUUAAAGGAUCUGCUGCUAACAUCUUGGUGCCAGAUACCACAGCACACCUUCAGAGGUCUUAUGGAGUCCAUGCUUUGACUGGUCAGAGCUGUUUUGGUGGCACAAGGAGGACCGACACAAUAUUAAGCAGGUGGUUUUUAAUGUUAUGACUGAUCAGUGUAGUUGUAAUCAGCUGUCAAUUCUGUAGGUCAUUAGUACUGUAUAUUAUCACUGAUUUCUAUUUAUUACUGUAUACAGUGGUCCUAGCUAGGCUAGCGUUCUUAGGCCCCAUACACAAAGUUGUACGUUUGUAUCUCUGGCCACUGGUACAGUUUUUUUUUUGGUCCACAAACCAAUAUCCAGUGUUUGUUAGAUGUCUUGCUAACAUUUCAUGAAAUUUAUUAGCUGUUCUGUGAAAUGCAAGCUGACUUUAUGUACCUAGUUACUGUAUCUGUGUGAUUGUAAUUUAUUUAUAACGAGCUAGCAUAGCAUUAAUAUGUUAACACUAAAUUCCACUCUCAAUCUCAGUACUAACCUAGCAUUUGUGGAACACUUAUUUUUAACACCUAACUUUAGUGGGGAACUUUUACUAUUUUUGUUUUGUUGUCAUCAUCUCACUCUCAAGCUGCCUUUUCUUUAAUUUCUCUGCACUUGAUAGAAUUUGCCAUGCGUUCCUUGUAUUUCCUGUUUGUGUGCCUCCUGUUCAUGAUUAGAAAUUAAAUUAUUGAUGAACUAAAUAAAAUUGGCCUAUCUUGUUUUACACCUAUGUGACAACUGCUGGCAGUUAAAGGGUGUCUGAUUACUUGGGUUGCAACUUAACACCCAGUUUCACCUGCUGUGGACAAAGACAGGUGUGCAACAUAUUGUCUCCGACUGAUCUCCGGUGUAAGUCAGGU